Messenger RNA from Kuraishia capsulata CBS 1993, 1479 nucleotides. RefSeq lists its product as uncharacterized. Gene Ontology annotation, biological process: maturation of SSU-rRNA from tricistronic rRNA transcript (SSU-rRNA, 5.8S rRNA, LSU-rRNA). Gene Ontology annotation, cellular component: nucleus; nucleolus. NCBI's taxonomy places the organism in Eukaryota, Fungi, Ascomycota, Pichiomycetes, Pichiales, Pichiaceae. Bases 1 to 1479 code for a protein of 492 amino acids. The transcript has a single exon. The record is from RefSeq and is a predicted model, not a curated record.
AUGGCUAAGAGGACACUAGGAGAACGCAUUGCGGAUUCUGCGACUCCAAAGGGGAGAGACUUUGAUAUCGAAAAUGAGGAGCUUGCUCAGUUCAACGAUUCAGAUGCCAGUGGUUCUGAUUCUGAUGAUGCAAACGAUGGCCUCAAGACGCAGCACUAUGUCGUACCACAAAAGAGUAAGCUCAGAGACAACAAGGCAAAAUUGGGAAAAGGGUAUGAAGGUGCCAAGACUUCGAGAAGUGAGAUCUAUAGCGAGGACGAAGAGGACGAAGAAGACGAAGAGGACAGCCAAGAAGAGGUUUCAGAUACAUCAGAAGAUGACCAAGAUCCCAACGAUUCGCAGUCUCAAGAAGAAGAAGAGGACUCGGAGUCUGAAGUAGAGCUAGAAACCCCCGAAGAAGAGGCCUUGAAAAGAUCAAAGCUUCAAGAAAUGAUAACCAGAGAAAAACAGGUGAUGAUCUCGCAGCUGUCAGAGUCGGCCAAGAACGACGCCGCCAAAGGUUAUGCCGUUCUGCAACAGCAAAAGACAUUUGAUUCCAUUCUGGAUACGAGGAUAAAGUUUCAGAAAGCUUUGAAUUCGGUGAAUGAACUUCCGCUUGAUAAAGCCUCUUUCAAAAAACAUUCCACACCAAAGUCCCGCGAGCUCGUAUCCACCAUCAGGGACUCAAUAUGCACGUUGCUAAACCAAAUCUAUCACACCAGAACUGUCCUUUUUGAAAAGGAGCAGGUGAUCACAGCUGGAAGUGACCUUAAAGAGCCAAAGGGACUUAAGAGAAAUAACUUUGAGGCCUUUCAGAAAGAUGGUGAGUAUCUGGACUCCACAUUGCAAAAGUUCCGGGAUCCAGUGCUGGUGAAAUGGUGGAAUAAAGUCUCGAAUGCUUCCGGUACGAAUGCUCUGAACAAUUCCAAGUUUAAGGCUAUCAACCAGAACUCUUUGGUCCAAGUCCAGAAUAAUUUGCAGGAUAUGGAAAGGCUAUUGAAGAGGACUAAACUCAACAGAAGAAACAUUAAGCCGUUGGGUUAUCAACCACGUGAGUCCGACAAUGAAUCCGGAAGCGAUGACGAUGAAGACAGAGAACCUGAAAUUACCCAAACUGCAGGCAACGAAUUGCCCUUCAUUCUGGAUGACGAGGACUUCUAUAGAGUGUUGUUGAAUGACCUGGUCGAUAAGAAGCUUUCGAGUGCCCAGAAUGAGGGAGCAGGCCCCCAGAUCGUGAUUUCCACUUCAAAACUUCAUAAAAAUUACGAGCGCAAGGCAUCAAAGGGGCGGAAACUACGGUACACCGCACAGGAGCCAUUGCAAAAUUUCGAAGCUCCAAAAACCGGCUCCAUUAGUUGGGGCGAUAGCCAGAUUGAUGAGUUUUUCGCCUCGCUUCUGGGCCAGAGGGUGAACAUGAACGAAGAAAGUGAAGCAGAGGAUGUGAGUGAUGACGAAAGCGAAGAUGAUAUCAUCAACGACGACUUACAAAUUUUCGGCUAG